Molecule: messenger RNA, 1917 nt
Organism: Cucurbita maxima (winter squash)
Lineage: Eukaryota; Viridiplantae; Streptophyta; Magnoliopsida; Cucurbitales; Cucurbitaceae
Product: protein JINGUBANG-like
Exons: 1
Coding region: 277-1671 (464 amino acids)
Molecular function (GO): protein binding
Source: RefSeq, a predicted model, not a curated record
UUGCCUUUCGAAUUUGCUAUCUUUUUCGCUUCCAUUUUUAGCAUACUCCCCUCCCUUGUCUCUCAAUUUCACCCCCAACAGCACCCAUUUUAAACUUGGGUGUGCUUUGGAUCAUUAGCCUUCUGGGGUUCAACAUUCUUUCUAUAUGAAAUUUUCACUUCUCACGUGGAAAUUCAUAUAAAUAUAUUUUUGAUCCGCAAAAAAGGGAGAGAAGGUCCGGUCGGAGCAGGCAGAGUCAGAGAAGCGUACACCCACCACCGCUAAGGCUGCCACAACAUGUUUGAAGACCCCGACAGCAUACCUCGAGCCAAAUACGGUGGCAACAUGGCACAUUCCGACCCCAACAUUUCGACCACGCUAAGCGUCGAAGACGAUGAUUUCGCCAUGAGAAACAGCAGCGCUUCCGUCGGCGCUAACGCCUAUUACGACCAGAGUCGUACUAGCGGCGAAGGCUCUCCCAUGACAAUGUCGCCAUGGAAUCAGACCUCCAUGUUCGCUAAAUCCCCAUGGUCUCAAGUGGAAGAAAACAGCGGCCCACAAAAUGGCUUGAUUGGCUCUCUUGUUCGUGAAGAGGGCCAUAUCUAUUCCUUGGCUGCUGCAGGGGAGCUUCUCUACACUGGCUCCGACAGUAAGAACAUUCGAGUUUGGAAGGAUUUGAAGGAAUAUGCCGCUUUUAAAUCCAGCAGUGGGUUGGUGAAAGCCAUUAUAAUCUCCGGCGAGAAGAUUUUCACCGGACACCAAGACGGCAAAAUCCGCGUCUGGAAGGUGUCCCAAAAGAACCCAAGUGAUCAUAAGCGAGCUGGAACAUUGCCAACGCUCAAGGACAUUUUCAAAAGCUCAAUUAACCCCAACAAUUACGUGGAAGGUCGAGGGCGUAGAAGGGCUUUGUGGAUCAAGCACUCUGAUGCAGUGUCCUGUUUGAGCCUGACAGAGGACAAACUCCUCUUAUACUCUGCUUCGUGGGACAGAACUUUAAAGGUUUGGAGAAUUUCAGACUCCAAGUGCUUGGAGUCACUGAAUGUGCACGACGAUGCGGUGAAUUCGGUGGUGGCGAGCGUGGAGGGGCUGGUGUUUACCGGCUCGGCGGACGGGACAGUGAAGGUAUGGCAAAGAGAGGCGAAAGGGAAGGCAACAAAGCACACUCUGGUGGAGUCUCUGUUGAAGCAGGAAUGUGCAGUGACGGCGCUGGCAAUCACGGAAGCCGGAACGUUUGUCUACUGUGGGUCAUCUAAUGGGAUGGUGAACUUCUGGGAAAGGAAAGAGAAAUUGUCACACGGCGGCAUUCUAAAAGCGCAUAAGCUGACUGUCCUGUGUCUGGUGGCGGCGGGGUGUAUGUUGUUCAGUGGCUCCGCCGACAAGACCAUAUGCGUAUGGCGUAGAGAUGGGUCAGUCCACACAUGUCUGUCGGUGCUGUCGGGACACGGUGGGCCGGUGAAGUGCUUGGCGGCAGAAGUGGACGAGGAGACAUCGAAGAAUGGGGACAAACAGUGGAUGGUGUACAGUGGAAGCUUGGACAAGUCGAUUAAGGUGUGGCGCGUGUCCGAGAUGGCGGCGGACAGGAAUGGUGUAGCGAUGAUGCAGCAGCAGUUCGGGACAGACACAGACUCAGCGCCGUCAGAAAACAGCUUCACGUCUUCCACCAGAGCAGCCAGCCUAGGCAAACGACCGUGAAAGUGAUUGUGAAGGAGAAUGAGAGUGAAUGUUUCCAAGAUUUUGAGAUGUUUUCAAAGUGUGUGCGUUUUCUGAAGCAGCAAACUCACCUUCCUCCUCUUCUGUUGUAUAUUGUGGAACAGAUAAUAACACUCCACUUGUAUGUCAUUACAUUCAUCAUUAAACAUUACUAAUCAUAUUUUUUACUUCCACCUUCCAACCUUAAUUCUAUCCCUUACAACUGCAUGCAAAACUAAGCAUCUCUGA